UCGCACGCGAAGAAACGAACGGUCAAGAACGACAAGUUGUGCCUCGAAGACUACAUCCACCUCCUUCACUCUCGCCAAACCUUUCAUCUGAACAUGAAUCAACUCAAUCAGGUAAUCCGCAUUCACGGCUUCAAGAAAAUCCACCAUGCUCCGAAGAAGGUGUUGGUUGAUGCUGUGGACUUGCUCGAUCUGAUGGAUCUGCCGCGGUCAACACUCGGAGAGAGCAUUUCGGCAUUUGCAGUGCUGACAGUGGAGGACGCGGUUGCAGAUCUCAACGAGCUGAACUGGCAAGAGUGUUGUGUCACCUCCAUUCAGAAACUAUGCUCCUGUGAUAACCAGAGCUUGUUCCCUGUUUCCUCCAAUCAGAACCUUCGGAUCAUGAACCAUUCUCAAUCGCAAAGCAAGGUUCAGAAAACCAAAAGGAUUGAAGAAAUCUGUGGCCUCAUCCCUGAAGCUUUCAAGAGCAGCCUGCAAGCCACGAAAAUGGUGCCAAAGCGUAGGAGGAGCAAUGUUCAUGCUCUUGACUGUGCCGCCUCAACUGUGGAUUCUGUUUCGCUCGCUUCUUGCUGAACUGAAUGACUUACUUUGGCUUCCUUCUUUCUUUUAUUUUUCCACUCUUUUUUACCCGUUUAUAGUGUAAUGAAAUGCAAGUGUUUUCUAUAUGUUAUCCCAUUUAACUAUGGUUGG
Messenger RNA from Gastrolobium bilobum, 687 nucleotides. RefSeq lists its product as uncharacterized. The coding region runs from base 94 to 570 and encodes 158 amino acids. The record is from RefSeq and is a predicted model, not a curated record. The transcript has 3 exons. Lineage: Eukaryota; Viridiplantae; Streptophyta; Magnoliopsida; Fabales; Fabaceae.